AUACAAGAACACUCCCGAAAUUUGGAAUAUUCAUUAUUUCAUUAUUCGAAGCUUUCGAAGCAAGGCUCCGUUGAGGUGUACGUUAGUUCUUGGUAAGCUGCAGUAACUAACUUUCAGACAAAAGGGAAAUAUGACAACCUAUUGCAAGUACACGGUAAGUCUGAAAAAAUAUACAGCAACGGGCUGUUAUAUUCACUUUCAUGCACAUACAGUAAAUUAAUACAGUCAUUGGGAACGAACUAACGAAACCACAUAGUUCUAGUGUGCAGAAGUGAAUCCUCGUUUUGGUUUUAGUUUCUUAUUUACCAGUUUAGUAGUAAAGAAUCAAAUAGUAAACUCGACUUAAAUCAAUCUUUUAGCUUUCACUUGCGCCAAUGUCGUAAUGAUAAAAACUUGGUGCUACAGCAGCUUCCGCACGAGUGUCUCGUUUUAUAAACCGAAAUUUACAUUCAUUUUACCGAAAUAAACCUCGUGUUAUUUUAAUCUUAGAAUCAUUAUUAACAACAGUAUUUGAUGCUUACUUUUCUUGUUAUCCAUUGGCUACACGUUUUAAAGGUUAUUAAACGUUUAAGCUUGUGCUUGUUACUACUUGUUGUAAAGAAUCUUACAAAGACGGACGGACGAAGAGCUAUCAAAUCUGGCAUAGCGAAAUAUACCAUCGACACAGCUUUACUAUAUAUAUAUAUAUAUAUAUAUAUAUCGUACUCAUUCUAAUCACAGAUCGAAAUAAACUCUAUUCUGAAAGAAAGAAAACCAUGCAAUUUAUUUUCUUAUACUCUGAGACUGAGAGUCUGAGUUAUAGCAUAGAACUGAAAGUAAUUUAUUCAUGGAGUUUGAAAGACGAGACUUUGACAAAGCGCAAUAUCGAAACGACACUGUGAAGCCAAAGGCCAGCUCAAAGAAACAGUUCUCAUCUGGAAUAAUUUGUUAUUUUACAUAGUCCGACCAUACCGACAUAUAGACAACGUCUUCUUGUGUUUACGCCGAGUUUAUUCGAUUCCAGCAGAUUCCAGCAAGUUUGGCUUACGCGGCAUUCGUGAUUCGCUGUUUCAUUUUCAGUCUACUGUUUAAUAUGACAAAGCAUGCCCGCAUGUAGCUAGUACGUAUGGCGACUGAAAUUAUGGUCUGGAAGGAACUCUAAAGACUAAAGUGAAAUAAUGCUAGCUCAAAUCAACACCCCCAUCGUAGUACAACCACAAAAGAUUUGUACUUUUGACUAAAACGAUGCACAUCAAGAGAAGAAUCCGUGAUCUUGGUCAGUUGAAAUUUAAUCCGCAUGUAUUAUGUUGCCCCGCCAUUGCAAACCACUCGUCCGUGUGACCGUGUCGAGUAUUCAAGAUAAAUAUAAAGAUUAUAAGUCCUCGACAUCGCUAUCGGAAAAUGUCUUGUUUAAAAUUCUACACUCGACUGUGGUCUAUUUCUUUGAAUAGGAAUGGGAAAAGGAAUGGGAAUGAUGAGGACUGAAGACCGAAGAAGUGAAGAAUACUUAUAUAUAUUUAAUUAAGCCGUUAUUUUACUGUAAGAUUAAGUGGUCUAAGUUUGAUUCUAAAGAAUAAAAUUAUAAAAGGUUUCUAUAUAUGCAUGCUUUUUGUCUUCAUGAUUUAGUAUAUUUCAUACUGAUCCUGUUGAAGUUAUUCCUAUAAGUGCGAAAGGAAACAGAUGUAGUCGAAAAAAUUAGGGAAUAUAUGAUAAGUGAGACGUAGUCAUCAAUUGUCUAUGACUUACUGUUAGUUAUUCAGGUGUAUAACUGAUUCCACUAAUAUAUCGUUUACAGUUCAGCGAUGUACAGUUUUGCACAAAAUUAUAGACUACGAAGGUAUAAACAUCUCGCUGUUUAUCGUCAUAUGUCGUCACUCAUCAGUCAUGCAUGCAUUAAAAAUCACGAGACUGCAGAGAGCGUUGUUUGUGUAAAGGCUAAAGUGUAAUAUGUUCAGACUUAACUUUGCAAGUUGUACACGUUUUGGUGGUCCUAUGUUAUUCAACAAUCAUCUUAAAAGAAAAUGUGGGCCUUAAUAGUGAAAGACAUGAUUCGAAUAUAUGCAACUCAGCAGGACUCUGAAAGAUGGAAUGCGCCAUAUCAUGAACAAGGUCAUUUUUGUUUGGUUUAAUCCUGUGUGUUGGUUGGCAACUGCAUAUAGUUUGUGGUAUUGUGUAUUAAACUUUAAUCACUCUAUUUUAAUUUAAAUCAUAAACAAAAUUUUGUUCGUAUGUUUUGAAAUGCAACCGCUCAACUUGGUUUUGCCUGUUGCAUUUCAAUAUUUUAACGACGUAAUGAAGUGUUCCUGCUUUUACCAAUAUUUUACCCUGUUAGUCAUGUUUUAGAGGUGUGAAGACAAGUGAAAAGAUGGAUUAGCCAGUCGCCAAAUGCAACAAACAGGUGAGUCAAAAACGAAGUGAAUAUGGUCAGUUUUGGUGAGGGAGGACGGAUACAUUGUUCCAUGGCAAAACUGAUAAAUAAUAUAGCUUUACAAAGAUUUUCGUUUGGAGCUGUAAUAUUAAUUUCAAGAAUUCAUUCUCAUGAAAAUUUCCUGCUCAUUUGUACUAUUCACUAUGGUAAUUUUUCACUUUUCAUUAAAUUAUCAUUGUGCAUUUUCUAUUUAAUAUUGUUCAAGAAGCUUGUGUGUAACUGCAGUUAUUUAUAUUUACAUGUUCUGUUCUAUUUCUUCUUUACAGCCACGUUCAAGACGACUAUAUCUGCUAUUGGAAAAAAGUUUGCAGCCUUGAAGGAAUUCUUAGACUUAGUGCUGUGAAGCAAAAUUGUUUGCCGUAAACAUUCAGUAAAGGAUUAUGUCAUGAAAAUGUUGCAUCCAAAACAAUUCUAAUCUAGAAGGACGAACAGAUUAUGUGAGCAAGAGAACAUGCACGAUUUUUGCUGAUUUAUCUUUUACACCACUGGACUAGAAAUAUGUUAAUGCAGAACUGUUGCGGUCUGUGCCUAUUGGCUAUGGAGAUUAGGAACCAGGCAUAUCCAGCACGUAAUUCGUCUGAGGAUUUCAUGAUACUGAUCCAGGAGGCUGAUUUCAGGACAUUAAAGCCUUUGGCAGUUUUGUACGUGAUACAACACCAGCGACUUCUUUUAUAAUUGUUUCGCGAUAAUUUCCGGCAUAACAGCUUUCCAUCUAAAUCGCUUUUGUAAAAUUUCUGCGUAACAUUCAUUUUCACGUCUUUACUUGCGUCACGUUUCACCUUCAUGUUUAACCUUUACUCUUUAAUAGUCAGUUUUUGACUCCUGACUCCGAAUGCAUGACUUGCCAUGCAUGUUAGAACGUAACGAGAUCUGUGAUUUAUAUUUUACUUUAGGACUCUUCUUUUGCAUCAAGUGGUGGAGUUGGUGGAUAUUUAUUACGAAAACGAAAGCAUACCGACUGUGAUUAUGGAGAGCAAAACAAUCUGAAUCAAAAACCAAAGCCAAAAGUAUAAAUGAUUAUUUAUUGUUGAAAUUCUACUAUAUUGUACCGAUUGUAUGUUGUCAUUUUUAAAAUGGAAACGAAAUGCACUUUAUUAUUCUUUAAAUCCUAUGCUGUAUAUAUGGUUUAUUACAUUAUUCCUGAAUUGUACAUCUUUUUUAAUUUAGGUUAUUUAAUUAGUUCUCAUAUAUAAUUAUAUCUGAGACUGAGUUGCAAUCAGUAAUAUACAUUUUUUUCUUUAUAGGAUGUAGUUUCAGGCCGUGAUAAAUUAGGAUCUUCGGCCGAAGAGUCUGAGGUAAAUAAUACACGUAUUAUACAACACACAAAAAUAGGCAUACAUGCACAUGAAAUCAUGAAUAUGGUUCAAUGCAUCUCAUGGCUAAAUAAUAUUAAACGAAGCUUUAUAUGUAGCCUAUAGGAGGCAAGUUUUGUACAUGCCUUGUUUGACAAAGGGCUGUACGUAUCUUGAGCGUAUUAGUUAUGUUUUGUAUUAUUAUAUAGGAGGACAGCGACUACGGUUAUGACGUCGAAGACAAUUAUUGCUCUCUAGAACAACUCGACGAAGAUUUAGAUGAACAGAUGAAUUCAGAGGAAUUCAUCAAUGCACUGAACGCUCUGAAAGGCAAAAUGGAAAAAGAUGCCCAAAAAAACUAAUAAAAUUAACAACAUUAAUAAUACACAUGAAAAAAUUACUCAGUUCUGUUUGGCUAAAGGAGUAAAGGCAGUGCAAUUUUAUCGACAUAUAUGCACUGUACCAAAAAAUAAAUUAUACGUUGCAAAAACAAAAGAUAUGUUGAAUAAAGUUAAAUUUCGCAAACACUUGUUUUAUGCAUGCAGGAGACCAUGAAUUUGCUUCUGUGUAAUUUUUCAUGUAUAUUAUUAAUAUGUGUAAUGGCAUGGUUUCUGGAGCAACUUGGAAAAACAAACGCUCUAGCUGACUCUUUCAAAUAGUUCAAAUGCACUCGAGUUUCGGACUCGUGCUACUUUGAUCGUCUUUGAAAUAUUCAUUUCGUGCAUGUUUUUUCCAGUUUCAGUCAAAACCAUACUAUUUCAAUACAUAUACAAAGCUCCGUUGCUUAUGCAUCAUCGACAAAGCCCAGUGGCAGUGCUCUACGUUCUUUGGUAGUUAUAACGGAUCAGAUCGGAAAUUCUUUCAUGAAGAUAAAACGUAGCAGGAUUCUCAAACUGAAGAGAUGAGGCAGGUUUUAACUUGGCCAGUACGUUUUCUUUGUCCAGCAUCGAACACGCCUUCUAAUACUAAUAGAGGUCCGACCACGCGUACAUUCGUACCUUAAUUAAUUGUAGGAAAUUGAAACGUAAACCGCUGUGUAUAUUUGUAUAAAUUGUAAAGCCCAGAUCAAACGAAGAUGAGAGUUGACAGUCACGCGACCAUUAACUGUUCUUAAUGCUUUUCCAACACUAUCAUGUAUUCUAUUGAAGUUGAAACAUAGUUGGAAAACUUAUCAAACCUUUCUUUUGUUAAUCUAGAGCUUGAAAUACCCCCUGUAACAAUUAGUGACUGCCAAAGGCUCAGCCUCAUUUGACCGGGGCUAAAAGAAAGCUAAAUUUAUUUAUUUUUAAAACAAUGUAUAUAUAAGUACAAGAAAGACGAGUGUGUGUUUGUUUGAACAUUACUACUGUAAUGACCUUAAAUUUAGAGUGCUUCUGGAGACAGUUUGGACAUUUGGGCGUGGCCCAACCUCGUCCCCAGGCUCUUUCCUCUACGCUGCGAUUCCCGCGUGCAGCGCUUUAACCAACUGAGCUACAGAGUCCAGUUGUACAGAGUUGUCAGUAGCUCAGUUGGUGUCCUGGUUAGGUCUAAUAAAUGUGUAAAAAUUCCACUCGAAAUUACAUCCACAAAACCCUUUAUUGCUUUUAAAGUAAAGUGUAACUCAUAACCAGGAGCUUCCAAAGUUGGAAUUUCCGAACCUAUACACACACUCUGG
This is a messenger RNA of Paramuricea clavata, 5353 nucleotides long. Lineage: Eukaryota; Metazoa; Cnidaria; Anthozoa; Malacalcyonacea; Plexauridae. The record is from the annotation of a GenBank genome assembly.